This is a messenger RNA of Blepharisma stoltei, 1059 nucleotides long. The record is from the annotation of a GenBank genome assembly. Lineage: Eukaryota; Ciliophora; Heterotrichea; Heterotrichida; Blepharismidae.
AUGGAAGAAGAAAAUGUCCAAGCAGAGCUGCUACUCUCUGUUCAAAAUACUGAAAUAUAUAGUAUAGUCGGAGAUCAAAAAAGGCUUUUUACUACUGGUGAGCUACGAUUAUAUCGUUUAUCAGAUCAAAAUCUAUAUUUAUUAACAGUGGGCGAUUUUCGUUACUCCCUAUCAAAAGAAAUCCCAGUAAUGAAAGGUGACAAGAGAAGCUACGUAUUCCCAAGCACGGAAGGCUUCUAUGGAAUUAUAUUUCCUAUUGAAGUUGAUAUAGAAGAAUUAGACGUUUUCGAAAUAAUUCUUCAGGAUAGCACUGAGUUCACCAAAAUCAAAGAUAGAAGAAAUUCAAUGCCUGAAGAAAGUACCAGUGAUACUGAGGUUCAGGUUUACAUAGAAGAAAGCCAAGAAAUAGUAGAAAAAGAAAAAAAAGAAGGCAAAGUGGGUAAGAUAAGCCACUAUAUAGAAUUAGGAGGAACAAAAAUCAAGAAAGGGCUCAUAAGAGGAGCAACUUUUACAUCAAAAGGAAUUGUUAAAGGAGGGGAGUACCUCAAGAAAAAAAUAAAGAAAAAGCCAAAGCCUACUGAAGUUUCUGAAAAAAGUAAAGCGAGAAUCCGUAAAAUGAAAAUGGCAAGCCAAAUGGUCCUAGCUCUUUCUAAAGCUCUUGUAAGUGGAGCUGUUGAAAUGACUACACAGAUAGCCUCAUCAAUAUCCUCACACUUCAAGAACUCAAAAACUGGAAACCGCUUGGAAAGGUCAAAAACUUAUCAAUCCGCAAAAGAGCUUGGAAUGGCUGGAAUUAACGCCGUAGUAACCAUAUAUGAUGGGCUGGAAGAAGCUGUAAUAAUUCUUGCGAAAUCAAGUGCCAAUACAACUGUAAGCGUAGUCGAACACAGAUAUGGAGAGCAAGCAGCAUCUGCCACUUCUGAAAGCCUCAGUGUUCUUGGGAAUGUAGGAAGUGCAUAUAACCAAGUCAAAAAAAUGGGAUUAAAAAAGCUAGCAAAAGCUACUGCUAAAAAAACAGCAAUUGGAAUAAUGGAAGAAGAAGAAGAAAAGAAAGAAUAA